This is a messenger RNA of Phyllostomus discolor (pale spear-nosed bat), 2302 nucleotides long. RefSeq names its product Wnt family member 10B (gene WNT10B). Gene Ontology annotation, molecular function: frizzled binding; cytokine activity. Gene Ontology annotation, biological process: multicellular organism development; canonical Wnt signaling pathway; cell fate commitment. NCBI's taxonomy places the organism in Eukaryota, Metazoa, Chordata, Mammalia, Chiroptera, Phyllostomidae. Bases 390 to 1559 code for a protein of 389 amino acids. The record is from RefSeq and is a predicted model, not a curated record. The transcript is spliced from 4 exons. Gene Ontology annotation, cellular component: extracellular region.
UCGUGGGGCCCUUGAAGAGGGAGCAGUGGGUGAGGUGGUGGAGCGGUGUUUGUGAGUACGUAUGUCUGACUUUGACCGUGAGUGUGUGUGUGUGCCUGGCAUUAUGUCUGGCUGGGUCGGCUCCAGGGGCGAUCCAGUAAGUUCCAGCUGCGAGGCCCCGACUCCUCUUCCAGGGCCCAGGGACUCUAGGGAUCGAGGGGGUGAUUCUUACUGUAGUUUAGGGAGAGAUGAGACGGUCAGUGGGGUGACCCCAGGGAGUUAGGAGCCGGAGGUUGGGCAUCCUUCGGCUGGCCAGGCGAGCCGCCCUACUCCGGAACCCUCCUGAAUCCUCCCUGUCCCGCAGGCCCCGAUCGAUCUGCCCACCGGGGCCUUCGGGCCCGGGCUUCGACAUGCCUGAGGAGCCCCGGCCGCGGCCUCCGCCCUGGGGCCUCGCGGGUCUUCUGUUCCUGGCGGUGUGCAGUCGGGCCCUAAGCAAUGAGAUUCUGGGCCUGAAGCUGCCGGGCGAGCCGCCGCUGACCGCCAACACCGUGUGCUUGACGCUGUCGGGCCUGAGCAAGCGGCAGCUGGGCCUGUGCCUGCGCAGCCCCGACGUGACGGCGUCGGCGCUUCAGGGCCUGCACAUCGCGGUCCACGAGUGUCAGCACCAGUUGCGAGAUCAGCGCUGGAACUGCUCGGCGCUCGAGGGCGGCGGCCGCCUGCCGCACCACAGCGCCAUCCUCAAGCGCGGUUUCCGCGAGAGUGCUUUUUCCUUCUCCAUGCUGGCUGCUGGGGUCAUGCACGCGGUGGCCACAGCCUGCAGCCUGGGCAAGCUGGUGAGCUGUGGCUGCGGCCUGAAGGGCAGUGGUGAGCAGGAUCGGCUGAGGGCCAAACUGCUGCAGCUGCAGGCACUGUCCCGAGGCAAGAGUUUCCCCCACUCCUUGCCCAGCCCGGGCCCCAGCGUGAGCCCCAGCCCUAGCCCCCAGGACACGUGGGAAUGGGGUGGCUGUAACCAUGACAUGGACUUUGGAGAGAAGUUCUCUCGGGAUUUCUUGGAUUCCAGGGAAGCUCCCCGGGACAUCCAGGCACGGAUGCGAAUCCACAACAACAGGGUGGGGCGACAGGUGGUAACUGAAAACCUAAAGCGGAAAUGCAAGUGCCAUGGCACGUCAGGCAGCUGCCAGUUCAAGACCUGCUGGAGGGCGGCCCCAGAGUUCCGGGCAGUGGGGGCAGCACUGAGGGAGCGACUGGGUAGGGCCAUCUUCAUCGAUACCCACAACCGCAACUCCGGAGCCUUUCAGCCCCGCCUGCGUCCCCGGCGCCUCUCAGGAGAGCUGGUUUACUUCGAGAAGUCUCCUGAUUUCUGCGAGCGAGACCCCACUGUGGGCUCCCCGGGCACUCGGGGCCGGGCCUGCAACAAGACCAGUCGCCUGCUGGAUGGCUGCGGCAGCCUGUGUUGCGGCCGUGGGCACAACGUGCUCCGGCAGACGAGAGUUGAGCGCUGUCAUUGUCGCUUCCACUGGUGCUGCUACGUGCUGUGUGAGGAGUGCAAGGUCACAGAGUGGGUCAAUGUGUGCAAGUGAGGGUCGGCCUCCCAGCAGGCUGGGGAAAGGAAGGGGUGCCUUUUCAACCUUUUGCUCUAAUUUGUCUGAGGUCAGUUUUGGUCCCUGAAGAACUCAGAGUAUCCACCUGGAGACAGCUUUGGGGAUGGUGGGGGUCAGGAGGAGUCUAUGAGCUAUGCCCCUCUCCCCCACAGUUAAAAGGUCUUGGGGGGAGGAUGGCAUCCCUCUUCUUUUCCUUAUCACCUGGAUGGACUAGGAUGAUAUGCACUGUAUUGCUCUCCUAUCCCCAACCCUGGGGUCCCUUUAACUCUCCUUUCUCAUACUCCUUUUGGCUGGGGAGUCCCUAUAGUUUGACUACUCUUCUCCUUUGAGGGUCAGCCCCAGGCAUUGUGUGGAGCCACAAGACCUGUAUCCCAAAAGAAAGAAACCACUUGCUCCACUUGCUAUUCCGGAACUCUACUGCAGCCUGAGCCCUCUCCUGUGGGGUAAUGGAAGACAGCAGUAGAGAGGUUUUUCUGGGGACUGGACAGAGUGCUAGGGGGUGCUCUUGGCUGAGUCCUCAGAGCCAUCUGUCCAGGCCCAUAAGGGAGCUGUCUGCCCUCCAUUCAGAUGUUAAAGGGGACCCUCCAAAAGAAGAGUUUUACCUACAACUCUCUGAGCCUCUCUCUUUCUCUGUUCAGCAGGAGGGGUGGGAGUGGAUAAUUUAUUGUACUGAGACUUGUUCUUGGUUCCUGUUUGUAACUAAAAUAAAUUAAAUUACUGGA